Molecule: messenger RNA, 1977 nt
Organism: Colias croceus (clouded yellow)
Lineage: Eukaryota; Metazoa; Arthropoda; Insecta; Lepidoptera; Pieridae
Product: trace amine-associated receptor 8b
Exons: 9
Coding region: 356-1840 (494 amino acids)
Biological process (GO): neuropeptide signaling pathway
Cellular component (GO): membrane
Molecular function (GO): corazonin receptor activity
Source: RefSeq, a predicted model, not a curated record
GUCCGGUCGUGUGCUAUGAACACUUUCGAUCUCUAAAUGGAACUUACGAAAUAUUUCAUCGCACGCUUUGGUUAUUAUUGACAGUUUAGACAUUCGUGGAGUUUGGCUCUAAAGUUUUGAUUGGAUUAUCACGUGAUUAAUUGUGUAGAUGUUUAUGAUUAUUAAUAUUUAUUGAUACUGGCUAUGCCGACAUAGAAGAAAAACGCAACAAUGUUACAAUGGAAUUGGUGUCAGAAACAAACUUGGUUAUCGUAGAACACAAGGAGAGGACCAGAAACUUUUUAUAUAGUCGCAUUGCAUAGAUCUAAAUGCCUUUAACAACAGACCAGUGCGCUGCUGUUUGCAGGCGCCGACUAUGUUUGACUCGACUAAGGGCGCAUUGCUAGUAGCGCCAUCUCUUGCUAAUAGUUCAUGCUGGCCACAUGGUAAAGGCUGGCCGUCCACCUUCCCAGCAACUACUGAUAUCAUCAAGGCAUUUUUUAUAUUCGCGCUGUCCAUGGCCAUCGUUUUCUGCAACCUCGUGCUCAUAUGCGUCUUAAAUAAUCGGAGAUAUGUCAAGUAUAUUGAUAAUCAGCCAAGAUAUCUUUUAACUUCAUUAGCGUUAAAUGACUUGUUCACUGGUAUUUUAAUUGCUCCAGUUGCAUUACUCCCGGCUCUUUAUAAGUGCUGGCCCUACGGAGAAAUUUUCUGUCAAAUCCAGGCACUUUUACGUGGAGCAGUGAGUCAACAGAGCGCUGUUAUCCUUGUAUGUAUGGCGAUAGAUAGAUAUUUGUAUUUGUUACAUCCGAGCACUUAUCAUAAACAUUCUAGUAAAAAGGGUUGCGUGUUAGUUAUAAGUAUAACGUGGAUUUUGUCCGUGUCCCUAUUUGCUAUAAUGGUGUUGCCAAGAUCGGGGUAUUACUUCAACGCGACAGGCUUAAUGGCGUGCGAUGUCUUCCACAGCCGAGUAGCAUUCAGAAUUCUUUCGUGCUGUGCUUACUAUUUCCCAACUACAAUGGCUCUUAUGUAUUGUUACGGCUCAGGGUUUCACGUAAGCAAGACAAGAGGGAAAUGUGAAGAUUCUCGAUCUAACGGAUUGUCUCAGCCAUGCACUAAAGCCCACAUUGAAAUUGAAACUGUGCAAAUACAGCCACCUAUAAGGCCGCAUAGCGUUAGCACAUCACGUACUAUGGCUGCAAUGUCCUUAGGAUUUAUUGUUAUGGUCACGCCGGCGACUAUUCAAGAAGUGGUUGCCGCUUGCACUGGUUGUAAGGUUCCUCCGAGUUUGGAUUUUAUCGUCACAUGGAUAGCGUUGAGCGAUAGUUUUUGGAAUCCAUUCCUGUAUUGGCUUUUGAACAGCCAUUUUAGACGGAUCAGCCACGAUCUGCUACAAUAUUAUAUUUGCUGUCGGAAAACUAAAUCUUUCCCGGGCUACGAGAAGACUGCAGGUUGUUGUGGUUCGCCAGUUACGUCAGAUGGUUUGCAUUCAAAAGGAGAGUUCGAGGGUUUGAGAGAAAAAUAUUGGGGUGAAAUUUUAGAACGUACAGUUUCAUCAAAUUCCCUACACGCUCUUCAAAAAUCAUGCCACAGGGAUCCUAUUAGAUGUACAGGAUCUUUCAAAAGCUAUCAUGGCCCAUGUAAGCAUGGAUCCAGAUUUUUCGAUGGAUACGGUCCUACGGAGUAUAGGCAUAUAGAUAGAUCCGCCUUCCAAAUAGAGUCCUGUUCAAGACAUUGCAGAUUAAAAAAUUCCGAUAUUUGCCUUUUUAGACCAAGUCUAGAGUGUGGGCGUUCUCGUUCCAACUUGAGUUUAGAUGAGGGAAAUUUCACCAAGAUAUGUAAUAAUAGACAUCCGGAAUUGUGAGAGUUCCGAAACUGUCCGGUCUUCGGGCAUAGAAGUAAUAGUGUUAGUGUUUAUCCUGGGGUUGAACAUUUUAAUUCAAAUAUUAAGUGGAAAUUCAAUGACUCGCCGUGUUUAGAUGAUGAUAACAUACAAACCUU